Sipha flava (yellow sugarcane aphid) is the source of this 933-nucleotide messenger RNA. RefSeq lists its product as uncharacterized. Bases 1 to 933 code for a protein of 310 amino acids. The record is from RefSeq and is a predicted model, not a curated record. NCBI's taxonomy places the organism in Eukaryota, Metazoa, Arthropoda, Insecta, Hemiptera, Aphididae. The transcript has a single exon. Gene Ontology annotation, molecular function: nucleic acid binding; RNA-DNA hybrid ribonuclease activity.
AUGCCUUCUUUCUCUGUCAAUCACAUCUUCAAUGAAUUUAUAGAAUUAAAUUUCCAUAAUUACUGUUUGGUUUAUACUGAUGGCUCAGUGUCAACCAACUCUGCAGGUUUCUCAUUCUUUAUCCCUGAACGGAUGGUCAAAUACUCCGAUACCUUACCCCAGGUUGUUUGUUCUUUUACGGCAGAGUGCUAUGCGAUUGCGACAGCUCUUGGAUAUAUCAAAUCUUUAAACAUUAAAAAAUGCUUGAUUGUCUCGGAUUUCCAAGCAGCUCUUUGCGCUAUUAAUUCUACCUCAAUUUCUGCGGCCACGUCUCCCCUUAUUCUUAAAAUCAAAGCUUCGCUUUUUGAAUUAUACUCUCAGGAUAUAAUAAUCGAAUUCUUGUGGGUCCCAGGCCAUUCGGGAAUCUCAGGCAAUGAAGUUGCUGAUCUCCUAGCCUCAUCCACCAAAUAUAGCUUAAACCCAUCUGUGCGUAAAAUCCCGUCCUCGGAUCUUUUUAAUAUUUUACAAAAUAAUUACAAACAGGCUUGGCAAGAUAGAUGGUCAUCAGUGGCUCCUGAUUUCGCUAAGUGGUAUAGAUCCAUAACCCUCACUAUUCCACAACACCCAUGGUUUAUUAACCAGCCCCUUGACAGGUCCCAAAUCGUCCGAUUCACCAGGCUCAGGCUUGGUCACAAUUUACUUCCCGCACAUGCCUUCCACCUCGACUUGAACGACUCCCCGUUGUGCACUCGUCAUGCAGAAGAAUCAAUCUGCGACUUCUCACUCAUUCUCGCCGAUUGUUCAGCACUCUCCAUUUCCCGAUCUAAAUUGCUUCGUUUUUUACAUAAUAAUAAUAUUAUGUCUUUAGAACUUACAGUUAUCCUUAAUUAUUUUUCAAGAGCCAUUAUCAUUUUUAUUUUGAAAUUCUUCGAAAAUGCUGGAUUCUCUAUUUGA